Messenger RNA from Daucus carota subsp. sativus, 1469 nucleotides. RefSeq names its product PLASTID TRANSCRIPTIONALLY ACTIVE protein 6, chloroplastic. Gene Ontology annotation, cellular component: plastid-encoded plastid RNA polymerase complex. The coding region runs from base 109 to 1050 and encodes 313 amino acids. The transcript has 7 exons. The record is from RefSeq and is a predicted model, not a curated record. NCBI's taxonomy places the organism in Eukaryota, Viridiplantae, Streptophyta, Magnoliopsida, Apiales, Apiaceae.
GAUAACUCUUCUGAGAAAUAUGAACAAAACCCAACUCUCUGUCCCCAUUUCAAAAUCAUAAAAUACAAUUAUCCAAACACAUUCCGGCAGCUCCCCUCUAACUCCGCCAUGAACGCCACCUUCUUCCACCUCACACCACCCCCUCCACUCCUCCCCAAACUCCCUCCCACUCUCUCUCUCCUCCACUUCCCCUCUCUCUCUCUAAAACCCUCCCUAAAACCCUACACUAAACCCCACCGCAACCCAUCCCGAAUCUUCGCCGACGACGGAGACGACGGCGGCGGAGACGACUACGACAUGGACGAUGACGAGGUAGAGGAAGUGGACAACAAGAAGGACUACGACGUCGAGUACGAGCCGAUUCUGAACGGCGAUGAGAUUGCGAUGAGUGAUAGUAAGAGCUUCGUGUCGACGCAAGGCUGGAACUCGGAAAUGAUUGUUGAUUAUAGGAUUAAUGAGGACGAGUUUCAUAAGAUUUGUUUGAUGGAUUGCGAUUUUUUCAUCCGCAAGCCUCCUGAUCUCGAUAACGAUGUUUAUGAUUUUAGAGAGAUGUAUGUUACUCCCCCAGAUACGGAUAUAUAUGCAAUUCCAAGGAUCUUGGCACCUAUGCCACAGAAGUAUAUCCGAUGUGCAAUGAGUGAUUAUGGAUGCUAUAAUGUCACUGAGCCACCCAUUGACGCGCCCAGAGAUCCUAUGUAUAAAUCAGAGAGGGAGGUUUCAAAGGUGUUCUUGACUAAACAUUUUAGGAAUAGACGGCUUGGGGACCCAGAGUUUGUCCUGGAUUUCGAGGAAAUUUAUGUUCUUGAUUCAAAGACAAAGUCAAUUACCAGAGCCAGAGUUCUGGUUACAGUUCCAGAAGGUAGAGACAGAGAUAGAAAGGAGGACUUGCUUGUUAUUCGGGAUAACGGGAACACUUUCAAAAUUAUUCCUUCUAGCGAAAGAGAUGAUCCGACCACUGUGAUUGAAAAGGAAGAGUGGGACAAAAGUAGACAGGAUAUGGAACGACACCUUAGAAAGCUACGGGACUUUAGCGUGUCAAAUUGGUUCUAGUCAAAUCUAUCAUAGUUUAAACUUUUGGAGAUUAGACACGGAAGUGAACAGGCUUAGACAGGUUAAUAGAACGUUAAUGUUACAGGGUAAACCAGCAAAUAUUAGAACUUGGAUACAAGGCUAUGCAAGGCCCCAAAGCGGCUGGAGUUCAGUGAUCCGGAAUUGUAUUUAGCCCGUGGAUGGAACUGGUUUACAUAAAGUUCUUGCUUGGUGGUUAAUUACAUCCGGUUAUUUUCUGAUUAUUCUUGAAUCUGAUUGACAUAGAUGAUUUUCAAGAUCAGGUUGAAGUUCUAGGGUUCCUUGAUCUUGAUGGAUGAUGAAUUUAUGUACUGCAGUAGUGUUUUAUUAUUUGUAUUGGCAAAUGGUGGUAUAGAAUCAGGAUUUUAAAUUAUGCUUAAAAAUCCGAUAUGUUUUCACAA